Daldinia vernicosa is the source of this 1263-nucleotide messenger RNA. RefSeq names its product MFS general substrate transporter. The coding region runs from base 1 to 1263 and encodes 420 amino acids. The record is from RefSeq and is a predicted model, not a curated record. The transcript is spliced from 2 exons. Gene Ontology annotation, cellular component: membrane. Gene Ontology annotation, biological process: transmembrane transport. Gene Ontology annotation, molecular function: transmembrane transporter activity. Lineage: Eukaryota; Fungi; Ascomycota; Sordariomycetes; Xylariales; Hypoxylaceae.
AUGAGCGCCCCAGGAACCCCGGUCGGACCAACCGAUACCUUCGACGCUCUCCCGACUCUAAACGACCCGCCUAUGAACAAGUUCCGUCUAGCAGCCUGCUGUUUCCAGAGCUUCGUGGGCGGAUUAACCGAUUCGGCACCUGGUGCCCUAAUUCCUUACAUGGAAUCUUAUUACAAUAUUGGAUAUUCCGUAGUAGCCCUUAUCUUCAUCGGCAACGCUCUAGGAUUCAUCAUGGCCGCGCCAUUCGUCGACCAGAUCCGCCAGCGUCUCGGGCGAGCUAAGACCAUCGCUUUGGCGCAGCUCUGCAUGGGCAUCGGGUAUAUCCCCCUGAUCUGCGCGGCGCCUUUCCCCGCGGUGGCGGUCGCCAAUUUCUUCAUCGGCUUCGGCCUCGCCGUCCAGCUCGCCAUCGGCAAUGUAUUCUGCGCCAACCUAGCCAAUAGCACCACGAUCCUCGGGGCUUUCCAUGGAAGCUAUGGUAUUGGCGGUACGAUUGGACCGCUCGUUGCGACUUCCAUUGUAUCUUCUGGUGCUAUCUGGAGCCGGUACUACCUUUUGACUCUCGGCCUUGUUAUUUGGAAUGCCGGCUUUUCGACCUGGGCUUUCUGGAAUUACGAGAAAGAUGUUGGCGGCAGCGAUUCGAACUUUCUAUCCGAGACUAGCUCGCGUGGUCUGGACCACGUAUCAACUAUGCUUAUUACUUUCAAGUCGAAGGUCGUUCUCCUAGGGGCCAUCUUCAUCUUUGCGUACCAGGGAGCUGAAGUGUCUAUCUCGGGAUGGGUUAUCUCCUUUUUGAUCUCCACUCGCGAUGGCAACCCUUCGUCUGUCGGUUACGUGACGUCUGGCUUCUGGGCUGGCAUCACGCUCGGGCGGUUCGCCCUCUCACCCGUCGGCUCCAAAAUCGGCGAGAAGCUAUUCGUUUACAUCAUCGUGGCCGGGGCUGCCGUCUUCCAGUUACUAGUCUGGUUAGUCCCUAAUAUCAUCGGCGAAGCCGUGUCGUUGGCUAUCGUGGGGUUGCUUUUGGGUCCUGUCUACCCCUGUGCUGCAUAUGUAUUCACGCGUAACCUCUCGCGUCGCGAGCAGGUCAGUGGUAUGAGCGUCAUCAGCGCUUUUGGUAGUUCUGGUGGCGCCAUAGCGCCGUUCACUACGGGUCUCUUAGCUGAGGCUGCUGGUACGUUCAUCAUGCACCCUAUCGCUAUUGGUUUGUUUGCCCUCAUGCUAGUAUGUUGGUUCGGGCAGCCUGGAAUUAGGAAGAGGACGGAGUAA